GAGAGAGGGAGAGAGAGAGGGAGAGAGAGAGAGAGAGAGAGAGAGAUAGAGAGCGGUGUCUUCCCAGUAUCAUGUGUCCUGUUCCUGUGAGUAGGGCCUGAGGUCCUGUGGGGACCCGAGGGGAGAUCUGGUGUAGUUCCACUCCGGACCACUAGUGGCCUCCAGCUGCCAUGUGCAGCAUGCGUCAGUGUAGCCGCAGAGCCAAGCUGCUCCUCCUGCUGCUGCUCAGCCUGGCUCUGUUGCUAUGGGUACUCACCUACACAGACAACGCCACCGCCAAGAUGCUACAGGAGGGUUCCUUGCGGUUCUGGUCGGAUGAUGACCUCCAGAACAUCCAGUCUCUUCUGGAACAGAACACACACACACACUCCGAUUCAGAGCCCCUCCCCUCUCCUGCCCCCUCCCCCAAGAAGCAGCCCCCGCCACCCCAACUCAGCCCCUGCCCAGAGAAGUCACCACUACUGUUGGGCGCUGUGGCGCUGGCGUUCCCGUCUCUCUCCCUGUCUGACGUGGAGGAGGAGAAUCGUGAUCAGCUGUCUCCCGGCGGCCAAUCACAGCCCAGCGAGUGCCUGGCGCGCCAGACCGUAGCCGUCUUGAUCCCGCACCGCAACCGGGAGAAACACCUUCUGCACUUAUUACACCACCUCCACCCCUUCCUACAGAGACAACAACUACACUACGCCAUCUACAUCAUACACCAGGCGGGCAAGGCUAAGUUUAACCGUGCCAAGCUCCUGAACGUGGGCUACCUGGAGGCCCUAAAGGAUCGCCAGUGGGACUGUUUCAUCUUCCACGACGUGGACCUGGUGCCAGAGAACGACAAGAACCUCUACACCUGCGACCCCCAGCACCCACGCCACCUAGUGGUCGCACGCAACUCUACAGGCUACAGGUUACGUUACCAGGGUUACUUCGGGGGUGUGACGGCGAUGACCAGAGAGCAGUUCUCACGAAUCAACGGCUUCUCCAACGCCUACUGGGGCUGGGGAGGAGAGGACGACGACCUCAGGAUACGGGUGGAGAUUCAGAAGAUGAAGAUCGUGCGUCCACCAGCUGAUGUAGCGCGAUACACCAUGGUCUUCCACAAGAGGGACCAAGGCAACGAGGUCAACAAGGACAGGAUGAACCUGCUGAAUCGCGUGGGCCAGAAGUGGCGUAAUGACGGCCUCAACUCCUGCUCGUACACCACCCUGUCGACCCAGAGGGAACCGCUCUACACCAACAUCACCGCGGAGAUAGGACACCCUUAACCCCUACACACCAACAUCACCGCGGAGAUAGGACACCCUUAACCCCUACACACCAACAUCACCACCGAGAUAGGACACCCUUAGACUGAGAGAGAGAGAGAGAGAGAGAG
Molecule: messenger RNA, 1360 nt
Organism: Engraulis encrasicolus (European anchovy)
Lineage: Eukaryota; Metazoa; Chordata; Actinopteri; Clupeiformes; Engraulidae
Gene: b4galt4
Product: UDP-Gal:betaGlcNAc beta 1,4- galactosyltransferase, polypeptide 4
Exons: 7
Coding region: 171-1250 (359 amino acids)
Biological process (GO): carbohydrate metabolic process
Cellular component (GO): Golgi apparatus
Molecular function (GO): galactosyltransferase activity
Source: RefSeq, a predicted model, not a curated record